Fomitopsis serialis is the source of this 450-nucleotide messenger RNA. RefSeq lists its product as uncharacterized. Lineage: Eukaryota; Fungi; Basidiomycota; Agaricomycetes; Polyporales; Fomitopsidaceae. The record is from RefSeq and is a predicted model, not a curated record. The transcript is spliced from 3 exons. The coding region runs from base 1 to 450 and encodes 149 amino acids.
AUGGCUUCCUAUGACAAACAUGUCUUCUUCUUCGCCUCCAAGAUAGUCCUUUCCAACUCGAGCAUUAUCUCACGCAGCCCCGUCUGCCCCCACCGCAAGACGAUCAAGCACAUCACCGUUCUCUGCCUGGAGGGCAAACACUUCGGCAUUCUUUUUGACUAUUGCCCAACGCUGGUGUCGUACUGGCUUCAGCCGGCAAUGCAACAGUGGGAGGCCCUGCUGGACGUGUUGACAGAACUCGAGGACCCUCCAAUGCUGGAGGGCUGGCUCUUCCCGGGGGCCAUCAAGGACUUCUACCACCCGCUGAUGAUACCGGAGUUGUUGAAGGCUGACAAUGAGGGGAAGGAGAAGGAAUUGAGGGUGGUGGAGGUGCUGGUGUUCACUGAGUGCUAUGGGACGCACUAUAGGACGAAUGCUUGCCCAUGUCCCUGCCCCUCAUUUCUGAGGUGA